GGAGGGCUUGCCGAAUUUCAUUGGCUUCGGGGAAUUUAGUAAACUUUGAGACGCUUAAUAAUUGAAUAAAUGAAUGCUUUUAGUGAAUGAACAAUUAGGUGUUUCGGCGUAUCCAGUUGAAUAACGACGUACAAGCAUAACUGCUCCUAUCACCCAUGUCUUCAGAUGCAGAUAUGGAGGAUUAUGGAUUUGAAUACUCGGAGGAGGAGACCGAGGAGCAGGAUGUCGACAUUGAAAAUCAAUAUUACAACUCCAAAGGUUUGGUGGAGUCUGAUCCCCAAGAAGCUCUUGCUGGUUUUGCUGAAGUUGUGAGAAUGGAAUCCAAUAAAGCUGAAUGGGGUUUUAAGGCUCUGAAACAAACUGUGAAGUUGUACCACCGCUUAGGAAAAUAUAAAGAGAUGAUAGAUGCUUAUCGGGAAAUGCUGACAUACAUUAAAUCGGCAGUGACACGGAACUACAGUGAAAAGUGUAUAAAUAACACUAUGGAUUUUGUUUCGGGGUCAACAACUCAAAAUUUUGAACUCCUGCAGCAGUUCUAUCAGACUACACUCAUAGCCCUUGAAGACGCCAAAAAUGAGAGGCUUUGGUUCAAGACUAAUCUCAAGCUUUGUAAGAUCUGCUUUGAUAUGGGGGAGUAUGGCCGCAUGAACAAGAUACUCAAGGAGCUUCAUAAAUCCUGUUGUAGACAAGAUGGUUCAGAUGACCAUAAGAAAGGCACUCAGCUUUUGGAGGUCUAUGCCAUUGAGAUUCAAAUGUACACUGAAACAAAAAACAACAAGAAGUUGAAGCAAUUGUACCAAAAAGCGCUUUCUAUUAAAUCUGCAAUACCUCAUCCGCGGAUAAUGGGUAUUAUUCAUGAGUGUGGUGGGAAAAUGCACAUGACUGAAAGACAAUGGGCGGAGGCAGUAACAGACUUCUUUGAUGCCUUCAAAAACUAUGAUGAAGCUGGGAAUCAUCGACGCAUUCAGUGUUUGAAAUAUCUAGUGCUGGCUAAUAUGCUGAUGAAAUCUGAGGUGAAUCCCUUUGAUGGUCAGGAGGCAAAGCCGUACAAAAGCGAUCCAGAGAUUCUAGCAAUGACCAAUCUUGUUGCAGCAUAUCAACGGAAUGAGAUAUUGCAGUUCGAAAAUAUUCUUAAGAGCAAUAGGCAGACGAUCAUGGAUGAUCCAUUCAUCCGCAAUUGCAUUGAAGAUCUGCUGGAGAACAUUAGAACACAAGUACUGCUGAAACUUAUCAAACCUUAUACACGCAUUCGGAUACCCUUUAUAUCUAAGGAGCUAAAUGUUCCCGAGAAAGAUGUCGAGCAGCUUCUUGUAUCUUUAAUUUUAGAUAAUCGAGUUAAUGGGCACAUUGAUCAGGUCAAUCAACUUUUGGAGCUUGGUAAUAGCAGAUCCAAGGGGUUAAAGCAGUACGUGGCAAUAGACAGAUGGAAUACACAGCUCAGAUCCCUGUGCCAGACUUUUGCAAACAGGACAGAAUGAGUUUGGAUCACUCUAGAUACGGUGCAUCCAUCUUGAUAGCUUGUUGAGAGAUAGUCACAUGAUACCUGCUCUCUUUACUGUAAAGCUGCUCAAAUGCACAUUGCAUUUUUACUACUCAAGUUGCAACCUGAGUAGUAAAAAUCCCAUAAAGAGAACAUUUAUGGAAUCACUGGGAAAGCAUUGAAAGUGAAAUCUUUUAAAUUUUCUCAUCUCACUUUUGCCUCUGGUAACAUUUUUGCUGCCAAAUCGACUUUUUGCUAAACCUUUUAUUAUUUUCUUAUUUGGUGGAGGUUGUGAACCCUGGAAGUUUUUCUAUUUCUACAAGAAGAGAACUGUUCUAUUGAUUUACUGAAACUCAUGUCAAUUUUUUUUAAUAUAAAGAAGGCAAUUAUCAUCGUGUGGAUUAUUUUGACAAAA
Messenger RNA from Cryptomeria japonica (Japanese cedar), 1895 nucleotides. Its product is annotated as COP9 signalosome complex subunit 2. NCBI's taxonomy places the organism in Eukaryota, Viridiplantae, Streptophyta, Pinopsida, Cupressales, Cupressaceae. The transcript has 12 exons. The record is from RefSeq and is a predicted model, not a curated record. The coding region runs from base 156 to 1478 and encodes 440 amino acids. Gene Ontology annotation, cellular component: COP9 signalosome. Gene Ontology annotation, biological process: protein deneddylation.